AUUUCUAAACUACAAACAGCCAUAGACAGUGAGUCUGAGAGACGAUUUCAUUUAGCUAAAGAAGAAACAAGAGUGUCAAGCACCUCUGAAAAAACACGUUUAGCCUUUCUGAUUGCUAAGUCUGAUGAAAAAAUGCAAGCUCUUUCAGUUUUAAUGCUUCAUUUCCUGUCUGGUCUUCAACAUUGUCAGGAACAAGAACAUAAAAAGUCACCAGCAUUGGUAUCAACAGAUGUUGCCUCUCAACAUACCAUUAAACAAACAAAAGAGAAUUUGCCAAGGCAGGAGGCAACAAAUGUAGUUGAACAAGCAGAAAAUAUUCCAGUUGUUAACAUUCUCUGCACUGAAGAUGAUAUAAGUAAUGAUACAUUCCAUCCACUCGAUAACUAUGAUUAUGCCACUGAGCUAUUAGAAUCUUCUGUCCCUCAAUUAAUGCUCAGUAAUGUACCCUAUGACCAAUUACCUAUCCCAGUAGUUAGGGAUGAUCAAGGUAGAAAUAUUCAAGAUCAGUUCUUUUCAAACACUGAUUCCCUUGUAGAACAGCUAGUGAUUAUUGAUGAUAAGAAUAGUGAUUUUUGUGAUCAACUCUCAAAACACACUAAUUCUUUGGGCUCACAUGUGGUGACCAGUCAUGACUGGAACAUCAAUUUUGAUGAACAUGUUUCAUCACUAACUAAUUUAUCAUUAAAACAACUAACUGGUAAUAAAGAGAAAUAUAAUGAAGAUCAAAAUCAACUUUCAUCUCAGUCAAACUCUUCAGAUCUUAGUGCAAUAGCCAGUGAGGAUCAGAGAAGCAGCCUACUCCUUCAGCACCAAUCACAAACUGAAUAUUUUACAGUUGGUGAUAACUCUUACCAAGAACUUCAUGGCCAGGUUUCCUUACAACAUAUUACAUUUGCUACUCCUGAUCAAAGCCUUGAUGAUGAUGAUGAAAAUGAAAAAAAAAUAUGUGAACCAACACUUCCAACAGCUUCUAGUGGAAACCACAAUUGUUCCAUUCAUUCUGGUCCAUUAAUACAAGAGUAACAGUUGUCUUCAAAAAGGUCCACAAAAUCAAUGCAAUAACCGAACAACCUGCAGGUGGAUUAGUUGUAAGAAUUAACGAUGACCUUCAGCAAACAUCUGGCAUGCAUGCAUAGACAGAUGCUAUCUGGUUAUUCAAGAAUGCAUCAGGGUAGAGUAGGGGAAGGGGCCUGUGGUCAGCUUCAAUUAUAAGACGACUAUGAAUUUUACAGCCUAAUUGUUAAUCAAAAAACAUUGAAUUAUAAUAUGGUAUGUUGAAACACCAUAUAAAAACUUAGUAACACAAAAGUAAACAUAAAAGUAAAGUAUAUUUAAGUGUAAAGUUUCUGUUGUUGUUUUUUUGCUGGGUCUGGUGACAUAAAGCAAAACAAUUUUAUGUUGCUUUUGCACCAUAUUUAAAUAUAUUAUCUGCUGCUAUUUUAUUUUUUAUAAGUAGCUUAAGAAUUCAAAAUCCAUAAAAGCAUAGUUUGUGUUGCAGUAUAUGCGUGUGGAAUGUUAAUCCAGAAGUUUGUUUAAAUAUUUGUUCACAAAAAAACUUCAGUUAUAGGCCUAACAAUUUUUUAUAUAUAUAUAUAGCAGUCAUCUUAUUUUCAGAAGUUGACAAUAAUUUUUAUUUAUUUUUGAUGAUUGAAAAGUGUGUAAUGCUGCUUUAAAAAAUAGUUUAAUGUGAAGACUCAAUUUAAUUUAUUGUAGCAUUAAGAGGAUUUGUUUUUUAUAGUGAUAUAGCUAACCAAAGAAAUGACCAAUUUAUCAGUUGUUCAUUUAUUUAUUUUUUAAUAUCAAGAAAUCAUUCCAGUUUAUAGAUCCUGAAAUUGUUACCAAUGAGUUUCAAUGUGUUAUUGAUCAUCACUUGACUACUUCUCUAUUAGUAAAGCUUUUCUUCAAGUUGUAUAUCAGUAUUGUGAUUCAAGCUGUUUCUUAAAGAUCAUCAAGAUAUUACUUAUCAAUUUUUAGUUUUUACAUUAAUUGUUAGUACAACAUUGUUACAUUUUUA
Molecule: messenger RNA, 2014 nt
Organism: Limulus polyphemus (Atlantic horseshoe crab)
Lineage: Eukaryota; Metazoa; Arthropoda; Merostomata; Xiphosura; Limulidae
Exons: 2
Biological process (GO): mitochondrial calcium ion homeostasis
Cellular component (GO): mitochondria-associated endoplasmic reticulum membrane contact site
Source: RefSeq, a predicted model, not a curated record